Messenger RNA from Entrophospora candida, 1502 nucleotides. The record is from the annotation of a GenBank genome assembly. Lineage: Eukaryota; Fungi; Glomeromycota; Glomeromycetes; Entrophosporales; Entrophosporaceae.
CGAUAGUCUCGCCCACGCCAAUUUUGAAACGGGAGUAUGAACCAAAAACAAAUAUUUUUGAUUUCACUAUGGAAAAAGUUACUUUGGCUCCAGAUGGGUUUACUCGUCAAUUAUCAACCUUUAAUGGACAAUAUCCUGGACCAACCAUAGAAGUUAACAAAGGAGAUCGUAUUUUGAUGAAAAUUAAUAAUAAAUUGGGAGAACCAACAGGUAAUUUGCAACAAAUAUUUUCCUAUGUUUUAUGUGUUGUACGUGUUUUUAAACGUAUAUUGCAAAAUGAAAUAUUAGCUAUUCAUGCGCAUGGGAUGCGUCAAAGAGGGACUCCUUGGUUCGAUGGAGUACCAGGGGUGUCUCAAUGCUCUAUACCAGACGAUUACGAAUUCACCUACAAUUUCACUGUUCCCGACGAAGUUGGCACUUAUUGUCAUGCGCAUAAAACGUUGCAAUAUGUUGAUGGAGUUCUUGGCGCGUUAACGGAAUAUGAUGAGGAAAUUAUUGUCAUGUUGAAUGAUUAUUAUCAUACCAAGGCACAAGUUUUACUAAAACAAUUCUUUACUCCUGAAAGUAAAGGAGAAGAGGUAAGAAAGAUUGACAUAAGUACAAAGGCCCCACCGGGUUCUAAAUGUGUGGACAAUGCCGGUCUUGCUAAAUUUGAAUUUGUUCAAAAUAAAAAAUAUCGCCUUCGUAUCAUUAAUGCUAGCGCAUUUUCGGCAUUCUUCUUUUCUAUUGACAAACAUGAAAUGGAAGUUAUAGAAGCAGACGGUGGAUAUACUAAGCGAAAAAAAAUCCAUAGUCUUUCCAUCAAUGUCGCCCAAAGAUAUUCUGUUAUUGUUACUGCAAACCAACCGGUCGAUAAUUAUAUAAUGCGUUCUGAAUUUCAAAAGAAAUGCAUGCCAGAUGCUGGAGCUAGUCUUCCUACUAUUAAAGCUAUAGUACAUUAUAAAGGAGCCCCCGAUGGUCCUAAACCAAAAGACAAUCCAUGGCCUGAUUCCUUGACAGAAUGCGUUGAUAUAGAUCACAUGACUUUACAACCACUUAAAGAAGAAAAGAUUCCCGAACCAACGAAAAAAUUGGAACUCAAAAUUGCUUUUCAUGAGAAUGCAGCAGGAGUUGUUAAAGCUUUCCUUAAUGAAUCUUCUUAUGUGCCCGAUCUAAAUUUUCCGAGUUUAGAAAAAAUCUUUAAAGGGAAACCAAUUAAAGGAACUAAUGCAAAUGCCUAUUUUUUUGAUAAAGAGGAAGUAGUUGAUAUUUAUUUCGUCAAUACUGACAAUGGUGAUCAUCCGCUUCACACUCAUGGAUACAAAUUUUGGAUACUUGGAACCGGAGAUGGAGAUAAAGUUGAUGAAAAUGAUUUGAAUACACAUAAUCCAAUCAAGCGUGAUACUGCAACAUGGCAUUUGGCAUCUGGUCUUUUGAUGCAGUUGAUCACACUUCCAGAUGAAAUCUUAAAAUUGCAUCCUCCGAAAGAAUGGACCGAAUUAUGUGAUUUAGGUGAACGUUAG